AUGGCCUCCUCAUCUCCGCAGGUUUUGGGCCUGCCAUCUUGGAACUGCGGGUGCAACCCGGAGGAAGAGUCGGAGCUAGACCCUGUUUUUCUGGAGACUGUGGACCUGGGGCCUUAUCAGGCCUGCGGUGGCGCGGAAGGUGAGGACUUCCUAGCAUCCGACUUCCUAGGAUCCGAAGACAGCGUUGGCCGAGAACGUAGCCCCAAGGCCUGCGGUAGCGAGGAAGGUGAGGACUUCCUAGCAUCCGACUUCCUAGGAUCCGAAGACAGCGUUGGCCGAGCGCGUAGCCUCAGGCGCUGCAGUCUUAUGGUGAAAAAGGCCCUCAGUGUGGACCGUGACAUUAUGCGGGGCAUCUCGCUCAAGGUGGGUUUGAGGGGCCUGGGCCAGCUCUGGCGAUUCUGCCCUGCCGAUCUUCCGAUCAAGGAGCGCUCAAAGCUUUGGGCUUUGUCCGGGCAAGUGGAGUCCUUCGAUAUCUUCCUGUCGCACAGCUGGCACACCCCUGGACGCUGGAAGGUAGUGGCUCUCACCCUUCGCUUCGGCUGGCCUCUCUUUCUUGCCUGCUCCUUUGCCUUCAUCUUGCUCGCAGAAAUCCUCAGCUUGCUGGAGAUUCUCCCGCUUUUCACCACCUACCAGGUUCAGGUUCCAGGCGGCAAGUUCGCGGACGUCCCCUUCGGAGGCUGGGGUUCUCUUGCGAGCCUGGUAUCACUCCUCGUCUUCCUCUUGUGGCCCUAUGUCCCGGACGCGUGUGGCAGAAAUCCGAAAUGCUUCCUGGACGUUGCGAGCAUCAACCAAGUGGACGCGGAAGCCAUGCAGCGUGGUAUUUAUGGGCUUGGAGGCUUUCUCGCGGCCUCGGACAGGCUUCUGAUCCUCUGGAGCAGGCCUUACCUCUCCAGGCUUUGGUGUGUUUUCGAGCUGGCCGCCUAUAGAACGGCGAAUCCAGACGGCAAGAUCACCCUGGCACCGCUCUUUGUUGAGAAUGGCGCUGCCGGGUGUUGCUUGGGAGCCCACGUCAUUGUGCUGCUUAGUGUGAUGUCCAAUCAUCUGGACUUCUCUGGAGCUAUUGCUUUGGUGCUCGUUUUCCUCCCCGCCUACUUCUGUUUGCAUGGACUCCGAUAUGCGAUGAGAACGAAGAACGAGCUCAUCGCGCAGCUGUCCGCUUUCACGCUGGGCGCUGUGGAUUGCCGGGAGGACUUUGACCGACAAUACAUCCACGGCGCCAUUCAGCACUGGUAUGGGAGCCACAGGGCCUUCGAAGCCUUCGUGCGGGGUCCUCUUCGAGAGGAACUUCUGGCAACUCAGGCGGAUACCCAACUGCCAGUCGCCUACGAACUCAUUGUCAUCGCUCCUUUCGUUGCUUUCGGCAUGGACGUGCUCGUCGGGAUCAUUCAGUCGCCUUCCUUGCUCUUGGAGUUUGCCGUCGCCUUCUUCUUCGGGUCGGUUUUGGGCACCUUGCUGUCCUGGAGCCUGGCCCCUCAGCUGAGAUGUCGGAGCUGGGUCUAG
Molecule: messenger RNA, 1500 nt
Organism: Symbiodinium natans
Lineage: Eukaryota; Dinophyceae; Suessiales; Symbiodiniaceae
Source: the annotation of a GenBank genome assembly